Messenger RNA from Aureobasidium musti, 1188 nucleotides. NCBI's taxonomy places the organism in Eukaryota, Fungi, Ascomycota, Dothideomycetes, Dothideales, Saccotheciaceae. The record is from the annotation of a GenBank genome assembly.
AUGGCCGACGGCAACAGAUCAACAUUGAAAGAAUUCAUCGCAUCUAUCUCAACAAUUAAAGGGGACCUCUCAAAUAUUACCGCACCGCCAUUCUUAUUGGCAUCUCAAUCGACCGUCGAGUUUCCUUCUUACUGGUGCGAAAGACCUGAGCUAUUAUGUGCUCCAGCUUCUGAACCUGAUGCUCAGAAGCGCUGUUUACUUGUGUUGAAAUGGUUUCUGGCAAGUCUGAAGCGUCAGCAGUAUGCAGGUAGGGAUGAGAGUGCGGGUGUCAAGAAGCCAUUGAAUGCUUUCUUGGGUGAAGUGUUCAUGGGAGCUUGGGGUGGUUCGAAUGGGGAAGGCAGAACGUGCUUAGUCUCUGAACAAGUCAGCCAUCAUCCGCCAGUCACCGCUUGCUAUCUUUGGAACGAUGAACAAGGUGUCAGGGCCGAAGGUUACGCGUGCCAAAACAUAACCUUCUCUGGUACUGUCAACAUCAAACAGAUCGGCCACGCAAUCAUCCACCUUGAUAAGUGGAAUGAAGACUACUUGAUCCCUCUGCCUUCGGUAAAAGUCUCCGGACUGAUCACUGGGACACCCUAUCCAGAACUAGUCGGUAGCUACGACAUCGUUUCUUCAUCCGGCUUUGUAGCUUCUGUCGACUUCUCUGGCAAACGUUUCUUGGGUCUGGCUGGCAAGAAGAACGGGCUGCACGCUGCCGUCUACUCUGCCGAUGAUAGCAGUCGCAAACAUCCAAUCUACACUCUAGAUGGCACAUGGAACGAUGUUUUCACCAUUCGGGAUGAGAAGGUCGAUUCUGUGAUUGAAGAGUUCGACACCAAUGCUCAUCCUCCACUUCCGGUCCAAGUCCCAGAUGAGUCUAUGCUUGACCCAUACGAAAGCAGAAGAGCAUGGGGUCCAACGAUAUCUGCGCUGAACUCUGGCAACAUGCAAGCAGUCGUCGACGCAAAAAGUAAGGUUGAGCAAGGUCAGCGCGAGAUGAGAAAGCAAGAGGAGAAAGAAGGCAAGACUUGGACGCCUUUGUUCUUCCAAAAGGUGCAAAGCGAACCACGACUCGACAAGUUGAAGGGCAUGGCCCAUGGAGACGCAGAGAUGGAUGGUACUCAAGGAGUCUGGCGAUGGAUCGGUAAUGAGAAAGCCGAUCAGAUUGACAGGCCUUUCCAUGGGGACCUUGUGCCAUGGUUGACUUAG